AUGGCUCCCAGCAAGUACGUCACGCUCGUCUCGGCCGAGGGCUUCGAGUACGUCCUGCCACGUGAGGCCUGCCACGCCAGCCAGAUGCUCAGAACCUCGGUCGAUCCCGACAAGCACUUCAAGGAGAACCGGGAGACGGUCGUGAACCUACCCGAGAUGAGCGCCGUCGUCCUAGAAAAGGUAGUCGAGUACCUGCUCUACUGGUACAGAUACCAGGACAAGGAAGACGUUCCGGACAUGGAGAUACCAGUCGACAUGUGCCUCGAGCUGCUGACGGCCGCCGACUACCUCCAGAUGGACAGUGAGCACAUGCUGCAGCCGUCGAGCAAGAGGGCUUGA
Messenger RNA from Diaporthe citri, 339 nucleotides. RefSeq lists its product as uncharacterized. The coding region runs from base 1 to 339 and encodes 112 amino acids. The record is from RefSeq and is a predicted model, not a curated record. Lineage: Eukaryota; Fungi; Ascomycota; Sordariomycetes; Diaporthales; Diaporthaceae. Gene Ontology annotation, cellular component: elongin complex. The transcript is spliced from 2 exons. Gene Ontology annotation, molecular function: protein-macromolecule adaptor activity. Gene Ontology annotation, biological process: ubiquitin-dependent protein catabolic process.